Polyodon spathula (Mississippi paddlefish) is the source of this 1684-nucleotide messenger RNA. RefSeq names its product Fc receptor-like protein 5. Gene Ontology annotation, molecular function: cell adhesion molecule binding. Gene Ontology annotation, cellular component: cell-cell junction. The transcript has 11 exons. The record is from RefSeq and is a predicted model, not a curated record. The coding region runs from base 175 to 1407 and encodes 410 amino acids. Lineage: Eukaryota; Metazoa; Chordata; Actinopteri; Acipenseriformes; Polyodontidae. Gene Ontology annotation, biological process: cell-cell adhesion.
CAGACAGCAUAUCGCAGUGACCGCACCUCCCCUGCUACGUACUAUAGGGUGGGAGCGCUUCCAACGGUCAAAGGAAAAAACAAGUUGGGUUCCUCUUACACUUCCAGUUCCAGUGCAAGAACAAUAGUGAGGAACUCACUGAGGUGACGCAGAAUCCCGAGGCUCCUCUGAGGAAUGGGAUUAAACAUGAGAGUUCAGGGAGAGAUCCUGUUCAUCCUGGCUUUUGCUUGCAAAGUCUUUGAAACAACUGGCAAUACCACCCUUUCUUCUACAACCCUGGACACCAGCACAUCUACAAUGAAAUUUGACCUUUCUAGUAAAGCUGCAACCCUGGUGCCUGUUGAGGAUGUUACAGUUGAGUCUGACCCUCCCUCUGCUAAAUUAUGGGAAGGUGAAAAGUUAACUCUGACCUGCAAUGUGGCGAAAGGCAAUCAUCUCCAUUAUGAGUGGCAUUUCAAAACAAAAACAGCAACCGUGAAAUUAGGAAAUUCAAACAGGACGAUGACUUUAGACGGAGUUCAUGAAAAUCAGACUGGGAGUUACUAUUGUGUAGCAAAAAAUAUUCUAAAAGAAGGUCAAAGCCAGGAUAUAGAAGUGGAGGUCAAAGUGCCUGUCUCCAAUCCCAAAAUCUGGUAUUCUGUACACAAACAAGAAAACAACUACAGUGCAAGAAUAACAUGCAAGGCAGACAGAGGAUCCCUGCCGGUUACUUUCACUCUCCUCAAAAACUCAAGGAAUUUCAUGGACAUUACAAGAGACUUGCUCAAUAUUACAUUUGUCGUACCUGUUACCUUAGGACAGAAUCUGGGCGACUUCAAAUGUCAAGCUGAGAAUGGCAAGAACCCAGAGCACAGUGAUGCAAAGCUGUUGUAUGUAGCGCGUGUCCAAGACAUUAGCCUGGAGAGCAGGCCACACCCAUUGGAAGUGUCUGUGAACGAAGAAAUGGUGUUUUACUGCUCAGUGGAAGGCGGCACCUUCCUUGUGUAUAAAUGGAUGUUUAACGGAAGUAGUUUACAGGCCAGUCUUGAUUCCUACUCAGUUAACCAGCAGGGAAAUAUACUAACCAUCCCGUCUGCUGCUCUGGUUCAUAACGGCUUUUAUGGGUGUUCAGCCUGCGACUCCUUUGACGAGACAUACUGCAUCAAGAGCGCCUCCCUUCAGGCUAAAGUGAGAGAAACAGUUCCUGUUUCCAUUGAAGUCAUUGCAGUAGCUUUCGGUUGCUUUCUUCUGCUGGUCAUUGUUCUCAGCGUGUGCUUUGCAUUUGGCUUUAAAUACAGGACAGGAGAGUAUUAUCCAAACUCUAGUGUUAGAAUGGAAAAAAGUGCAAUCUGGGAUAAAGAUAUGGAUGAGCAGCUCAAGGACUAUUCCAUGGACAACUCUGAUCUGGAAAGCAUUACGAAAAUGUGAAGUUCAGCCCGCCCUAGGAUUACUUGUCGGAGUCUCCGGGAUGAAGGAGAGGCUGUGGGUUUGGGGAGGGACACCAGUUUGAGUUAAUUGGCAGCUGUGAUUAAACAGACUGAGAGCAGAGGGUUGUUAGGUGGUGAUGUUUAAGAGGGAUUUUAGGAGUUCACAGCUGAGUGACAAUGAUUGCAAUAAUAUGCAGUGACAGCUUCUGAUGUAUUAUCGUUACUUUCCACUGUUAUAUUACAAUAAUGACUUUUAAAAGUGUGUGGGGGGGGGGGGG